Molecule: messenger RNA, 312 nt
Organism: Entamoeba dispar SAW760
Lineage: Eukaryota; Evosea; Mastigamoebida; Endamoebidae
Exons: 1
Coding region: 1-312 (103 amino acids)
Cellular component (GO): mitochondrion
Molecular function (GO): alcohol dehydrogenase (NAD+) activity; metal ion binding
Source: RefSeq, a predicted model, not a curated record
AUGUGGCCAAAAUAUAAUUUCUAUAAAGCUGAUCAAAGAUAUAUGGAACUUGCACAAAUGAUUGGACUUAAAUGUAAUACACCAGCAGAAGGAGUUGAAGCAUUUGCUAAAGCAUGUGAAGAAUUAAUGAAAGCUACUGAAACUAUUACAGGAUUCAAACAAGCAAAUAUUGAAGAAUCAGCAUGGAUGAGUAAAGUACCAGAAAUGGCACUUCUUGCAUUUGAAGAUCAAUGUUCACCAGCUAAUCCAAGAGUACCAAUGGUUAAGGAUAUGGAAAAGAUUCUUAAAGCUGCAUAUUAUCCAAUUGCUUGA